Molecule: messenger RNA, 1804 nt
Organism: Cucumis sativus (cucumber)
Lineage: Eukaryota; Viridiplantae; Streptophyta; Magnoliopsida; Cucurbitales; Cucurbitaceae
Product: pectate lyase
Exons: 4
Coding region: 128-1435 (435 amino acids)
Molecular function (GO): pectate lyase activity
Source: RefSeq, a predicted model, not a curated record
UUUCUUCUAAAUUUCUGGUGGUUUAAGAACUCACCAGUUGGAUUUCUUGUCAAAUAAAAAUUAAAAAGUAAAAAAAAAAAAAAGAAAAUUAAAUAGAUUAAAAUCCCCCUCCAAAAAAAAAAACACAAUGGCUGUCUUUAGUUCCUUGUUUGUGUGUUCGUUGCUGUUUUUUGUGGUAGCAAAUGCCAAUGUAGAUGAAGAUGAAUACUGGCAAACGCGUGCCACUGAAGCUAAGAAAGUUGCACAAGGUGCCUUCAAUGCUAACCCUGAAAUUGUUACCGAUACCUUGAACGCUGCUGUUAGUCGAACGAUGUUGGGUCACAAUAGUACGAGAAGGAGCCUAAGGAAGAAGUAUAGAGGACCAUGCUUGGCAACGAACCCCAUUGAUAGAUGUUGGAGAUGCGAUCGAAAUUGGGCUAAAAACCGACGGAAGCUAGCGGAAUGUCCAUUGGGGUUCGGCCACCAAACCAUUGGCGGAAAGAGAGGACCAAUCUACGUGGUGACAGACGCGUCUGACGAUGACUUGGUUAAUCCUAAACCUGGAACCCUACGACAUGGUGUGAUCCAAAAAGGCCCACUUUGGAUCAUCUUCGGGAGAAGCAUGGUCAUUAGGCUGAGUCAAGAGCUAAUGAUCUCAAGCCACAAGACCAUUGACGCUCGGGGGGCUAACGUCCACAUUGCCUUUGGCGCUGGUCUCACCAUUCAAUUCGUCAACAAUGUAAUCAUUCAUAACCUUCACAUCCAUGACAUCGUAUCUAAAUCGGGUGGAAUGAUUAGAGAUUCAGUGGAUCAUUAUGGGUUCAGAACACAGAGCGAUGGCGAUGGCAUCUCCAUCUUUGGUUCUUCUCAUGUUUGGAUCGACCACGUUUCCAUGUCCAAUUGUCAAGAUGGUCUUAUUGACGCCAUCAUGGGUUCCACAGCAAUCACUAUCUCCAAUUGUCAUUUCACUCACCACAACGAGGUGAUGUUAUUUGGAGCGAGCGAUAGCUACGCAGAAGACGAAAUUAUGCAAGUAACCCUAGCAUUCAACCACUUUGGGAGAGGAUUGGUGCAAAGGAUGCCAAGGUGUAGAUGGGGUUUCUUCCAUGUUGUUAACAAUGACUACACUCAUUGGCUUAUGUACGCGAUCGGCGGUAGCCAACAUCCUACCAUUGUUAGCCAAGGCAAUCGUUUCAUCGCUCCUCCAAACCCCAAUGCCAAACAGAUAACAAAGAGAGAAUAUGCAAUGGAAGAUGAAUGGAAGCAUUGGUCAUGGAGAUCAGAAGGAGAUGAGUUGAUGAAUGGAGCAGUGUUUAUUGCAUCAGGUGACCAAACAAAAGGGAAGAAGAAAGGUUUAUCAAGAUAUGAUAUGAUUUCCUUCAAGCCAGGAACCUACGUCAGAAGACUUGUACGCCUUUCUGGCACAAUUGAAUGCACCCCAGGCAAACCAUGCUAGCAAAAUUUCUUUUAUUUUUUCUUUUCUUUUAUUCUUUUAAAUGUUGUUAUAUUUUCAUUUAGAAAUAAAUAAUUUCGGAAUUUUGAGAAGGGUUUUAGCCUUCUCCAUUAUCGUCGCUCAAAUCUGUACAGGGAAGAAGAGACAAAAAAAAAGAAAAAAGAAAAAAAGAAGAAAAAAAAAGCUUUUUGUCUUUGUAAAGCCCUUUUUUCUAUUGUGCAUUCCUUUGUUUUCUACACGCUUCUUCGCUUCUUUGGUUAUAUUCAGCUUUGUUGGCGAUGGAGUAUCAAAGGGAAUGAGUACAAAUAAAUUAUUGUGUAUUAAAUUUCUUAUUGAUUAAUACUAUAUAUGAGUGUGGCUGAUCCCUCCUCU